Messenger RNA from Phymastichus coffea, 465 nucleotides. RefSeq names its product coiled-coil domain-containing protein 1-like. Lineage: Eukaryota; Metazoa; Arthropoda; Insecta; Hymenoptera; Eulophidae. The transcript has a single exon. The record is from RefSeq and is a predicted model, not a curated record. Bases 1 to 465 code for a protein of 154 amino acids.
AUGGUCCAGUACGCUGGCCAGCAAGAUCUCCUGAUUUAUUGGGGUACAUCGAAAGAAGCAGUUUAUCACAAUGGCGACCUCAAUAACCCAAAUGAAAUGAUUCAAAGAAUCCAAAAUCACGCCCAGCAUCUAGAACCCGAAAAAAUACAUCAGAUAAGACGUAGAGCUAUUUUGUGUAUUCAGCAACAGGGGGGGCAUUUCGAACAAUGCUUGGAUGGUGAUGAUGGUAGUAAUGGUGAUGAUGAUGUUGCUGAGGAGGAGGACGAGAAUGGUGAUGAUGUUGUUGAGGAGGAGGACGAGAAUGGUGAUGAUAUUGAUGUUGAUAGCAAUGAUGAAAAUGGAGAAGAUGAUGAUGAUGAUAUGAACAACGAUGGUGAAAAUGAUGGCAGCGAAGACGGUGAGGCUGAUGAUAGUAUGGAUGAAGAUGAUGACGACAUUGGCAACGAUCCGGAUUGGAAGAUAUGA